GCUUGUUAGCCGCUUACAGAAGGAGAAGUGAUAAUAAAAGUGUUCAUAUAAAGUGCACAUCGAAUCGACGACCACGAAAUGGCUGUUAUCGAAUCGGAAUGCAAAUCUAAAUCACGCAUGGAACUCUCGCUGAUGGAAUCCUCAUCGAUAGAGGAUUUGUCGGCGGUCAAUAAGAAACUAUCGCCGAUUCAGGAGUUCUAUCAUGGCCAAGGCAUCUUCAUUACCGGCAGUACUGGUUUUUUCGGAAAAUUAUUAUUAGAAAAACUUCUCAGAUUGUGUCUGGGAUUGGGCACCAUUUUUUUACUGGUGCGGCCAAAAAAAAAUAAAAACGUAUCACAACGGAUAGAAGAAAUUUUUGAUAAUCCGGAAUGCAUUCGACGUUUCUGGGAGUGUUCAACAAAGUUCGAGGAUCUUUCGGAAAUGGAAAAUUUUGCACAUCGAAUCGACGACCACGAAAUGGCUGUUAUUGAAUCGGAAUGCAAAUCGAAAUCACGCAUGGAACUCUCGCUGAUGGAAUCCUCAUCGAAAGAGGAUUUGUCGGCGGUCAAUGAAAAACUAUCGCUGAUUCAGAAGUUCUAUCAUGGCCAAAGCAUCUUUAUCACCGGCAGUACCGGUUUUCUAGGCAAGCUGUUAAUCGAGAAACUUCUCAGACUGUGUUUUGGAUUGGGAACUAUUUACUUACUAGUGCGUCCAAAGAAGGACAAAAAUGUACAACAACGAAUAGAAGAAACUUUUGAUAAUGUGGUAUUUGAAAGACUUAAAGACAAGCAACCGAACUUUCGGGAUCAAAUAAUUUCUAUAACGGGCGAUUGUAACCACCCAAAUCUCGGAAUAUCUUUGGAAGAUCGGGCUACUCUCAUUCGAGAAGUUUCGAUUGUCUUUCAUAUCGCGGCAACAGUAAAAUUUAAUGAGAAAUUGAAAUUAGCCGUAACAAUUAAUGUCGGUGGUACGAAAGACGUUCUAAAUCUUUGCAAGGAAAUCCCAAAUUUAAAGUCAUUUGUGUAUGUAUCAACCGCGUUUGCAAACUGUCCACAAAACGUGAUAGAAGAAAAAUUUUACGACGCACCAAUGGAUUACGACAAACUACUCGCUUUGAUGGAAUGCACGGAUGAUAAAUUGGCCGAUAUAACACCGCAAUUAUUAGGAAAAUGGCCAAAUACCUAUACUUUUACAAAAGCGAUGGCGGAGGAUGUAAUUAGGAAGCAGGCUGGUGAUUUGCCAAUCGGCAUUUUUCGUCCUUCCAUUAUAAUUUCAACGUAUCGAGAACCUAUACGAGGUUGGAUCAACAAUUUAUACGGUCCAACAGGAAUUACUGUUGGUGUUAGUAUUGGAUUGCUGCGAUCGAUUUAUUGCGAUGGUUUAUUAGCCACAAAUGUGGUACCUGCUGAUUUAGUAAUCAAUGCUCUUAUCGCGAGCGCAUGGGAUACAGCUAAUAUAAGAUUAAAGAACAAUUUACUUAGUGACAUUCCGAUUUAUAAUUACGUGGCUAAGGACAACCCAAUAAUCUAUAAUGAUAUGAAAAAAUUCUUGGAAGAGGGGAUUAACGAAUUUCUGACAAAGCAAUGUGGUAUUGCAGCUUCAGAUACACGAAGUACAGACUUAUUUAUCUUUUUUUCAUAUAUUUCGGCCACUUAUUCCCCUAUGCUGGUCGACAUCGUGAAUUUUUGUCGGAGAAAGGAACUGAGACUGCUUAAGCUUUACAAAAGGAUACACACAUCCAUAGAUGUGUUGAAAUAUUUCUCCACAAAAGAAUGGAUAUUUACUAAUGAUCGAGUACGCGAGAUGAUUGCAAAGUUCACGUCCAAUGAUCGUAAAAACUUUGAUUGCGAUAUAAAGAAUAUCAAUUGGAAAGUUUACUUCAAGAUGUAUAUACGAGGAUUGAGAGUGCAUCUCAUUAAGGAUCCCCUGGGUACUCUGCCGCAAGCACGCGUUAAAUGGCAAAGAUUGUAUUGGUGCCAUCAAGCGUUAAAACUCGUGUUAACUUUGAUCGGCAUGACGUUCUGCUUGUUAAUCAUAUCUAUGGUCUUUAAAUGUUUCAACGAAAACAAAUGACGCAGGGACGGUGCAAGUAGUAGAUAAGAUCUUAAAUCCAAGAUAUGCGUUUUGAAAAUGUGGGAAUAAACAGUAAAAAUUAAUAUUUUAUUUUUAAGAAAAAAAGCACGACUACAUUCUCUCGCAGAGAAUUGAAUUGAAAAUAAUCGUCAUAAUUAUAUGUUGCGACGACUUUUCCGUCGGACAGAAGUUACCCGCCGGUAAGCGUGUCAAACCUCGUUGCUCUAUUUAAUUGAGUUAUUAAUUACUGCAAUACUUAUAGUUGGGCGCCGGGCGCGGAUUAACGCGCCGCACAAACGAAUACGUUAGAGUUCAUAUUUUUAUUAAUGAGCAACGGCGAUAAGCGCGACUAGCCCGCUUUACAAAUGGCAGAGGGGCGAGGUUCUUUAGAGAUGCUAAAUACCGAUUUGGAGAAAGGAGUCUAAAAUAGAUGGUUAUCAAGAACACAUUAAUUGAUAACAAAUAACAUUUAAUUCUAGUAAUUAGAUCAAGUGAGAUUGACGCCGGGUGAUAGACGUCUUAACCAUCCCGCGAAGGGGAGAUAUCACCCGAGUCGAAAUUUUUAGCCUAGAUUAAAGCUACAAGUUUUGUCGAAUUUGGAGAACCAAUGUAAGCU
Messenger RNA from Linepithema humile (Argentine ant), 2668 nucleotides. The record is from RefSeq and is a predicted model, not a curated record. Lineage: Eukaryota; Metazoa; Arthropoda; Insecta; Hymenoptera; Formicidae.